Messenger RNA from Camellia sinensis, 3888 nucleotides. The record is from RefSeq and is a predicted model, not a curated record. Lineage: Eukaryota; Viridiplantae; Streptophyta; Magnoliopsida; Ericales; Theaceae.
GCAAUUCAACCUAAAAUCUAAAACCCUCUCAGUUUGCCAAAAACCCUUUCUUUCUUCUUCGGAACACAUUUCCACCAUGAAUAAACCACACAAAACCACCACACAAGACUCCAUACACCACCACCACGACCGCCGCCGCCACCACCACCACGAACGCCGGCGCCGCAGCAACCACCAAGACCACCAAGAACCUACAGACACAGGCUUCACAGAUGCCUCAGACCUAUGCCAACAACUCCUAGACCGCUACGGCAAGUCCUCCGCCCCUCAACAUCGCUACCUUUGCGCCACUGCCUCCGCCACCCGCUCCAUCAUCGAGUCUGAGUCACUCCCCCUCACUCCCCUCUCCUACUUCGCCGCCGCCAUCUCCACCGUCGCCGCCUCCGACACUACUUCGCUCGACUCCAAUGCUGUCUCCGCCCUCUCUUCUUUCCUCGCCAUUGUGCUCCCGCUCCUUCCGAAGGACUCGAUCGUGGCGUCGAAAGCUGGGGAUGCUGUUGGUGUUCUCGUUGAGCUGGUGGAUCGGCCUGGCGAGGAAUUGGCGACUGCGAGUGCUAGGUCUUUGGUUAAAUGUUUAGGGGUUUUGUUAGGGUUUUGUGAUUUGGAGGAUUGGGAUUCGGUUAAAGUGGGAUUUGGGACACUUCUUAAAUUCUCAAUUGAUAGGCGUCCAAAGGUCCGGAAAUGCGCUCAAGAUUGUGUUGUCAAGGUCUUUAAGUCAUUUGAAUCAUCCACUGUUAUAGAGGCAAGUAAAUUGGUACUCUCUUCUCUCAAAGGUUACAUGCCUUUAGCAGUUGAGAUAAAUGCUUCAGCAGUUAUAGAUGGAUCUAAAGAUGAGAUAUCAAAACCUGAGCACCUAGAGGUCAUUCACAUGCUUACUUUACUGAAACAUAUUGUUCCAUAUCUCUCUGUCAAAGUCAGUUUGAAAGUGCUUCAACAACUGCAUAAACUCAUGAAUUCCCACUUCACAGCAUUGACGAGGCACAUUUUCAGUGUUAUUGAAGCAAUUUUUGAAACAUCAAAAGCUGAAGUUGUAAUUCUGCAGGCAGAGAACAUUAUAAAAUCCCUCACAUCUUAUGUAAAUAUGGGGGUGAAGAACCCCAAUGACACUCUUUUGUCUGCAGCAACCUUGUUAAAAAGUGCUCUUGACAAACUUCAAACUGGUGAAGUAAGCAAAUGGAUCAACAAUCUUCCCUUGGUAUUUGACUCUAUAGCGGGUCUUUUAACUUCUGAGGCUAGUACUGCUUCACAGGCUUCAAAUACUUUAAAAGAGUUGAUUAACUUCCAUAUCAGAAGCAAUUGUUUGACUAUCGAUAAUGAGUCAGUUGAUGAUGAAGUUAAGCAUAGCAUGGAAUCAAGUGCUGUAAAAUCCACGUGUGCUAUCUUUGAAAAUGUGCUCAGCAGCUGUGGUGGAGUUCCGAAUGAGCAAAGUUUGGCAGUCAUAUCUGCUUUGUUCUGCAAACUUGGUGAGAUCUCGCACUUCUAUAUGAAGGGUACAAUAAUUAAACUUGCUGACAUAAUGACCCUUGCUUGUCGGAAUAAGUCUGACACAAAACAUCUUGAGGAAUGUAUUGGGUCUGCUGUUAUUGCGAUAGGGCCAGAGAAGAUACUUGCACUUUUACCCAUCAACCCUAAUGCUGAAGAUCCCUCUUGUUCAAAUGUGUGGUUGAUACCUAUUUUAAGGAAUUAUGCAGUUGGAUCAUCCUUAGGAUUCUUUAUGGAGCAUGUUGUGCCUCUUGCAGAAUCAUUUCAGCGGGUUUGUGCUAAAGUUAAAAAGUCAAUGAUUCAAGAAGAGCUGCAGGCCUAUGCCCGUGGCUGUUGGGGAUUAUUACCUGCCUUCUGUCGCCAUCCAACUGACACUCACCAAAAUUUUGGAUCUUUAGUGAAACUUUUAGUUACCUUCAUCACAAAGGACUCAUUUAUGCUCGAAAACAUAGCCAUUGCUUUGCAGGAACUUGUGAAUCAAAACAAAACUGUAGUAAGAUCUAAUGAGGGUACUGGUGAGUUUGCAACACUUCCAAAGACCUCUGAAAUAAAUGGUUCUUCUGUAGUGUUCAAAAGUAAACCCCCUUAUUCAAAGAAAAUUGCAAGCAGAAACAUCAGGGCUUUGGCAUCAUGCGCUAGGGAGUUGGUUCAGGCUUUGGUAGAUGUCUUUUUUGAUUCACCUCCAGAGAAGCGUGCAUAUUUGAAGGAUGCCAUCGGAUGCUUAGCGUCUAUCACUGAUUCUUCAGUGACCAAAAGUAUUUUCAUAUCAUCAUUGGAAAGAUUUCAGCUCAUAAAUAAUUUAGGUGAAUUUGGAAAGCAGGGGAGUCAUAUCAGUGCUUCAGCUGAUCAAGAACAGGGCAACAUUACUCCUAGCGAAAAAGGCACAAAGAGGUGCCUGACAGUGGAACUAGCAUCUUCUCUUGUUGAAGGAGCUAGUGAGGAUAUGAUUGCUUUAAUCUUUGGCUUAAUUAAACACACUUUGCAGGAAAGUGAUGAGGUUGGUCAGACUGAAGCAUACCAUACUUUGAGCAGAAUUUUAGAGGAGCAUUCCUGGUUUUGUUCUUCACAUAUCAAUGAGCUGAUGGAUUUUCUAAUUGGUUUGAAGUCUCCUGUUGUCAUCACAACAGUUAGAAGUCGUUUUGCUUGCUUACAGAUAUUAUUGGUUCACACAAUAGAGGGAAGUUUGGACGAGGAAAACUCAAAGGCUUUUCUUGUUCUCAAUGAGAUUAUACUCACAAUAAAAGAUUCUACUGAAGAAGCUAGAAAAGCAGCUUAUGAUUUUCUGAUUGGCAUACAUUCCAGCUUGCAGAGAUUAUCAUCUGCUACUUCUGAUGAACCCUAUCAAAAACUCAUCAACAUGAUAAUGGGCUAUCUUUCUGGUUCCUCUCCUCACAUAAAGAGUGGAGCUGUGUCUGCACUAUCUGUACUGGUACAUAACAAUUCAGAAAUCUGUCUUUUGAUACCUGAUCUGGUCCCAACUGUUCUAGCUUUACUACAAACUAAAGCUGUGGAAGUUAUUAAAGCGGUUUUGGGCUUCGUGAAAGUACUAGUAUCAAGCCAUCAAGCAAACGACCUACAGAAUUUUCUACCUGAUAUUAUCAAUGGAGUUCUCUCAUGGUCAUCCAUCUCCCGCCAUCACUUCAGAGAAAAGGUCACAAUUAUUCUGGAGAUCAUGAUGCGUAAGUGUGGCGUUGCAACAGUUGAGUCGCUUGCACCUGAAAAACAUAAGAAUUUUGUCAAGAGCGUCAUGGCGAAUCGCCAUGGCAAAACAAGUUCCAAGGAAACCAGCACUACUGAUCAAGAACCGAAAGUUUCGGAGUCAUCUUCCAGGGGGAGGCAACGGAAGAGGAAACACAGUGAAUUCAGCACUCCAUCCGAAGAUGGUGGUAAAAUGGAACCUAGAGAGAGAAUGUGGGAGAAGAAACACAAAGGCUUCAUACCCAGCAAAAAUGAGCGAAUGAGACCUGUGAAAGAAGAUGGCAAUUCUUAUCACGAUAGAAAGGGUCAAUCACAGGGAAGUGCAAGAAACAAAACGAGGAAUUUUAAAAGGCGUCAAACAGAGAGCAGAAACACACAGGCGAAGCAAACAAAAGUAAGCAAAAAAUUUGGAGUUACCAAGUCGGCUGAGCACAAAAAAGUGGGAAGGAAACAACAGAAAUAUUGAAGAAUAGGUGUGGAAGAGUUAACAUGAUAUCAUGUUUUUUGGGAAAGCAUGCAAGAACCAAAGAAUGGGACAUCGAGCGGAAGCGCAAAUAUGUUUGAUAUCUUUGGGGUCAUUCUAGGAGCAAAAAAGCCUUCAGUUCUUGCCAAGCUAUUAUAUUUGGGUGAUUGGUGCAAUACAAUGCUAGAAGGCUGAACAUUGUACACUAAAAUAUAUUUGUAGAUGAUUUUCAAUUAUGAUUCCAA